CCUUUUCCCUCUCCUCCUACUGGCACACGGAGUGCUUCGUACACACCCACGACCUGCUGCUGUUACAGUGCUCGACUGUCGCCACGGACUGGCCGUUUCUUCUCUUUCUCCUGUCCUGCCCACUCUGGCCUGUUGCUGGAUCCGCAUCCUCACAGCUUUCGCCUCGUCAUCGCCCGUCCGUCCUCCGUCUGAGCAGCCUGGCGUCGAGAGCACCCUGUCUUCCACCACAGUCGCGAGACAAGACAGAGACAGCCAACCGACAGACACGCAGCUCACCGGUCCACCCGACGGCCUUGGAUUCAUUCCUUCUUAACCGCUGGCUGGCCGCCCGCCCCCCCGGCGCCGCCUCAUCGCCCCUCCUCCCUGCCUGUGUCGUCGCACCAUCUUCAGCCUCACUGGCAGUGCGAGGUUGGUUGUCGCAUAAAACGAACACCACUCCCACCCGCCCCUGCCUUGCCGACACGCCCCCCAAAAAAAAGGCCAGCUUCUCGACGACUUCUUCACCAACGGCGGGUUUCGCCUCGCCGCCGCACGCUCUCCUCCCCCUUUCCCUCUCCCCGACCCAGGUCGCCGUCGCCGUCGACGACUGCCACUGCGUCGACUCGUGCAGACCCUGGCCGCCAUGGCCGCUGCCUUCCGACCGGUCAACCCCAACCUCGUCGCCGAGACCAUCCCCGAAGACGCUAUGACGCCAUCCACGUCGGCGACUCCUCGACCCAACACGGCGCCUCACCACCAUCACUCCGCCAUGCCUGUCGACGACGCCAAGACGCCGACGAGGGCGACAUUUGGCAGCGCGGCGCACGGGCAGAAACCGCUGCCCUCGAGUCCCUUCCCGCAAGGCGUGCAGCUGCCCGACUCCUCCGACCCGCCGCGGCGGGAAAACUCGCAGCACUCAGCCAAAAACUCAUCUAGGCGAGAUUCGAUGGAUGUCGACAUGGACGAUUCAGACGGCGAGGGACAGCAGGACGAUGGUGGCUCCGACGACGAGAGUGUCAAUGCUGACGGCACCAAGUCCAACAAGAAGAAGAAGUCUCAGAGGUUUUACUGCACCGAAUUCCCGCCGUGCAACCUGAGCUUUACAAGGAGCGAGCAUCUGGCGCGACACAUCCGGAAACACACUGGUGAGCGACCUUUUCAAUGCCACUGCUCGCGUCGCUUUUCGCGCCUCGACAACCUCCGGCAACAUGCGCAGACGGUUCACGUCAACGAGGACAUCCCCAUCGACUCGCUCGCCGCGACAGGGUCACGGUUCCAGCGCCAAAUACGAACCGAUCGCGUAAGGCAGGCCGGCAACCGAGCUCGGGCUUCCACUGGAGGCAGCGCCGGGGGCCCGCCUCGUGGCCAUUCCAAGUCGCUUUCCACAUCCAGCAUCGCAAGCAUCAGCUCUGUCGGCUCCAACUACGGGCCCCCUCAGACGGACGCCCGGCGGCGUCCACCCCCUUUGGUCAUGGCCACAGAUCCUCGCUCGAGGCUGUCUCUCGAGUCGUACCGCAGCGCCGCAGACAGCACAUACUCGUACCGUCCCCCGUCCCCCGGCGACUUCAGCACACCGACGUCUGCGACAUUUUCGACUGCACAGAGCAGUCCCCGAUGGGCCUCGGGCAUGGCGUCGCCGACCACGUCUCACUCGAGAUCGCAAAGUAUGUACUUGGCGGGAAGCAGGACGCCCGGUAGGCGUCUGAGCGUGCCGUCGGGAGCCAACCCUUUCAACCCUGUGCCCCAACAGGCUCCUGGGCGCCCCGUGUUUGGUUCGGGGCUCGUCAAUAGCUCGCAUCCCGGCGCCUUCACACCGUCCAACAGCAGCAUGGUCACGUCGCCCACAGCGUCGACUUCGGGCUGGUCGGGUCGUCGCGACUCGACAUCGAGCGUCUCGGACGAGGCGUGGCGGAGACGAACCUGGCACCCCGACAGCCGCGGUUACGGCGUGCAGAACAAUCAGCUCAGCGCCGUCGGCAGCCAGUCGGUCCGUCCGAAUCCCGCACCGCCCAUCGCGAACCCGUCCAACGCGCAGUCGUCCCUGCGUCUUCCUGGCAUCGAGUCUUUCGAUCCCCUGCCGCCUCGCCGGCACGCCUCGCCCAUGGCUGUUGAUCACGAUCCGUCUCACCGCCCGAUGUACCCGCCUCCGCAGGAGCCUAUGCAGAUGGACGAACGCCGAAACCUCAACAUGUAUGACGCCAGCCUGCAACGCGGCCUCAACCGCCUCGAUAUUGGACACAAGACGCCUCCGCGAGACAGCGCUGGCGCCUGGGCGUCCGAGGUCAACAGGGCGGUUCAGGCCCAGGCAGAGCAGACGCGCCAGAACCCGCCGACAGUCCGCUUCGAGGAUCAGGUGCCUCCCUCACGGCAGAACGCCCCGCCUCAUCUCGCCGGGCGGUCUCUUCACCAGCAAGCCAUGUCGGCUCCUUCCGUGGCCACGACGCGCGAGAACAAGCGACACGGCUGGUAUCACGGUCCCAUGGGACCCCAGGGCGGACCGCCGGCCCCCCCGUCGCAGGACCCGAGGGUCGCUCACGUCGAGCGCAUGGUGCAUCCCAACUUAAACGGCUUUAGCGGGUUUCCCGCACGGGAGCAACCACCUCAGCAACCGCCCCAACAACAGGAGCGCCCGGCCAACGGGGAUCCUCUUCGACGAUUGGAAGCCCUGGUGGCUGUGGCCACGAGCGAGGGGUCUACCGCCACCGCCUACUAGCAUUCCAUCGGUUAGCGGCUGAGUCCUCUCUUGGAGGUAUUGGACAUGCGGCGCUCUACCCGUCGGCCGCCAAAUACCGCGUGCCCGCAUGCGGCGUACCAUAUGACGAACGUUACGAUUUUCCUCCUUCUGCCCUGUUUCCACAGCGCGUUCACGACUGGCUUCUGCCUUCGCCUUGCAUCCCCGGUUUGGGUUUCUAUUCUCCAGUCAGUAUUAUUACAUUGCCGUCGGCCUCGGUCAGACGACUGCACCUACUCUCUAUCGCGACGUAGAUACACAUCACCACUCACGACACUCUUUAUCGAUGCUCGCGUCCCCUGUCGAAACGCUAGACGGAGUCCACGGGAUGGGCGUCUGCUUUGGCCUUGCGUUGCUCUUUCUUCCCUCGUGUGGUUGUGAGCGUGCUUUUUUGUACUGGAAUUGGGACAGUUGGAUACUUAUGACGUGAUGAGAUACCCCGCCUGUCAUUGUGGGAUGGAUGGGCCAUACGCGGCUCCCGCCUCCAGGGAGACGGGACCCGCGACCUCUAGACGAAGAUAUCGAAGACUCACGUUGUGAGCAGCGGCGGCCGGGAAGGGGUCGCCCGUUGCCGGGAAUGGCCGGAGCAGGCGGCUGUCAGGCAAGGGGCGCCACCGUGCAAGUCAGCUGCAUCGGGUUGGGAACACUUCAUUGAUACCCUGAUAUUGGAAGCCGAGACGGGAGGGAUUGUGCCUUGCCGUGUUGUCUGUGCGCGCGCGUUCGCUGGUGGGCUCGUUUGGCGUUUGUGAUUUUCUCUAGGGUCUGGGCCAAGUUUGUGCCGGGCGGUGCUUGUAUGAGGCUCGUGAAGAAGCGAGGGGAGUGUUGUGAGGUCGUGGCAAUAAGGACUGUUGAUAUGUAUACCUCGCAUUGCUCGCUUCGUGAAGGGUGAAGGUGGUGCCGGGGUCGAUGGCGAGCAAGCAGCCUUGACUAAUAAUUACUGCGUGAGCUGAGCCCUCUCUGGUGCCGUCAAGAGUCACCAGGGUCCUCCGGAUCGUCACCUCGUGCGCUUCGGAAUCCAGCCCACGUACCUCCCGCAGCAGUGCCGGCCCCGACUGUGGCCCAGCCGGGUGAUGAGGGCCAUGCCGGCGCGCCCUGCCGAGACCGUCAUGUGAGCGGACGGCGCGUCUCAACCCUCGACAGUGUGGAGCUUUCCGGGGACCGGCCGGCAUCGAGCUGGUGAGAGUGGGGCUUUAGACGGUGGUCCGGAGACCAGCACCGCAUGUACUGGCGGAGACGGAAUUUAUGGACUACCGGGGGCACACUAGGCUUCGGAGAAGAACAAGAGUCUCAGCCUUGAAGAUGGGGCUCGCUGACGAACUUGUUAGAGUGAAGUUCGGGAUCUUCCCUGCUGCGGCCGUGUGCGGAAUAUACUGGACCAGGGGG
Messenger RNA from Purpureocillium takamizusanense, 4093 nucleotides. It is a transcript of the gene USV1, whose product is annotated as Up in starvation. The transcript has 2 exons. The record is from RefSeq and is a predicted model, not a curated record. Gene Ontology annotation, biological process: regulation of transcription by RNA polymerase II. Gene Ontology annotation, molecular function: DNA-binding transcription factor activity, RNA polymerase II-specific; RNA polymerase II cis-regulatory region sequence-specific DNA binding. Lineage: Eukaryota; Fungi; Ascomycota; Sordariomycetes; Hypocreales; Ophiocordycipitaceae. Bases 623 to 2692 code for a protein of 689 amino acids.